AUGAGAUCACGGGGCCUAAAAUCAAGCGCUGCCAGCGGCAAAGCGUUUGCCAGCUCCGGCUCAGGUGCUUUCGGUGCUUUCUCGUCGGCUUCCAGCGGCAGCAAGUUGUCCUACCUGACCGAGCCUCCCGACUAUAGCACCAUCUCGGAUGCCAACGUGGCCGUCUCGUUCAAAAACCUUCUCAAGAAAGAUGCGACGACGAAAUCAAAAGCUCUAGAAGACCUCCUGGCCCAUGUCGAGGCCCAUCCGUACGAGAAGGAUGGCGGGGUCGAGGAGGCAGUACUUGAGGUUUGGGUGCAACUAUACCCUCGAAUCUCGAUAGACAACUCACGGCGCGUACGCGAACUCUCUCAUACCUUGCAGCUUGAGUUGAUGAAGUCGGCGAGGAAACGCAUGGAACGACACAUUCCCAAGAUUGUCGCGACUUGGCUUGCUGGUACCUUUGAUCGAGACCGCGCCGUCUCUCGAAUAGCGUCCGAGGGCCUCUCGUCUUUCCUCACCACGCCGGAAAAGACAAUCCAGUUCUGGAAAAGAUGUCAACCCCAGAUUCUCGAGUAUGCCUCGGACGCAAUUCUUGAAACCGCAGACACCCUUAGCGACGAGCGAUCGACCAGUGCCGACGAUGCCGAGGCCAAAUACUACAGGGUGUUGGGUAGCAGUCUGGGGCUUGUGCUCAACUUGCUCGAAAAGAUGAGCCCUACAGACAUGGAAAAGUUCCAGGAUAGCUACGACCAAUUUCUCGAGGUUGAAAAAGUUUGGACAAGUGCUCUUGUCGGCGACGUUGUUGUGAGAAGACUUGCCUCACAAAUGGUGGCGAUUUGUAUCGAAAAGCGCCCUGAUGUUGUGGGAGACAAGUUGGCCCUUUUAAGCAAGGUCUAUAUCUCCGAGGGACUGAAGAGCAGCCAGACUGGCUCCGCCACCGAGUUUGUAAAAACCAUCACCAUCUUGACAAACAAGUUCCCUACGAUAUGGACUUCAGACUACCGCGGGAAGAACCCGACAAGCCGCUUGAAGACCUUUGUCGAGAAGGGAUCACAGGGUAGCACUGUGGCAUUUUGGGAUGCGCUCAGCCAAUUAUUGAGUUGCUUGCCUGUAGAAAUUCUCCCGUCAUCCGACAAGGCGGCGGCCGUUGCAUUCAUGAAAUCUCUUAGAUCUGGUAUCACAAGUCGAGAGGAACCGAAAAGCCAUACAGUCAAUGCCUGGACCUGUUAUAUCGGCUUGGGGAGAUUGUUUGUUGAGAGGUUGACAGAGGGUUCUGCAGCAUUUGCCGAAGAGACUGUCUUCCCAUUGAUCGAACAAUAUCUCUUCACGGAACUCCCAGAAUGGUCCGUAGAAAGUCCAAUUCCCGUGCUCAAGGCUUACACGGCCUCUGCCGCGUCCCCUAGUCAGGACGUCAGAGAAGCUGCUAGACAACAAUGGAGCAGAUCAAAGGAGCAGUUCUUGUCUAGAAUCCGAGACUCCCUACCCGAAGCCUCGAAAGACUUUCAAAAGUCGCAAAAAGCUAUCGCCGAGGAGGGCGGCCGAUGGUUCGAUCUGACGGGCAAGAUCCUGGAUGCGCAUGCAAAGACGAUAGGCACCGAUCGUCCUAUUCCAGCAGAUGCCGUGAAGAAGCCAUCGAUAGACUUGGUUCUGGACGCAUUUCAAAUUUUGCAGAAGCGUAACUACAAGCCAUUUGGUGCAGCAGCAGCAAUUGCAGCUGCGUUUGAGAAUAGUCAACCACUUUUCCAGGCCAAUACUGACUCUGAAGCGGCUGACAAGGUAUUACAAGAGCUCCAGGGGGCGCUUUCCGACGAUCUAGCAGCCAUAUUAAACUCAUCGAGCAUGCUCUACAUAUUAUCGUGUGUCACGUCGCUGAGCAACAUACCCGACAGAACACAAGACUUCGAGAACUUGUGGCAGGUCAGUGUUGAAGGGCUGGCCGCUUUAAUCAACGACAGCAGCUCUGGACUUCCUGUAGAAGGAGUACAGGCAUUGACGAAAUUGAUUUCGACCACGGAUUCGGCAGCGUUAGCUCGAAAGACUGAAACGCUGCAGUCCGUACUUGUACGCAUUUGUCUUGAAUGUGCCAAGGGAACGCAAUUGACCGAGUCAUGGGACGCUUUUGAUGCUGCGUUGACAUUUAAUGUCUUUGACGAUAUCCAUGGACACGACCUAGCCAAAGAAAUAACUGCGAUACUCGCAAAACAACCAACUGCUGAAGCAAUAAAAUCCUUGCUCUUAGUGGCCCAGAAGAAGCCUGAGCUUCUCUCUGGAGCCGAGACUCAUAUGAGUCUCAUGACGAGUCUCUUGAGCCUGUCAGAAAAGUCCGACUCACCAGACAUUGCAAUGUUGAGGUCAUUGUUAAGCCAGCCAACAUCUGGUACAUCUUCCAAUGUUGCCGGAAUUAUUGAACAGAAUCUGAGCAAUGCCACUUUGGAAUGUCUGGGCAUUGACACACUCGUCCAACAAGCUCAGCAACUGCGCAAGACGAAAGAUGGUGCUGCGGUCGUUCUGCCGGACACUAAUAUCUGGGAGAAUGAACUUUUGGUGAUUAUGGACAAGGAGCACUUGGAUUACUCUUUGUCCAUGACUAGUAAUGUUGGUGGCUCGUACUUUUUGGUUGGCCCAGCAGGCCAGAGUACUUCAUCUAAAACUCGACGAGACCGCGCCGGUUGCUCCAUCCCAGGCCGGAUGGCGCAGUAUGUUUCUCGUCUUGUUUCGCUCGGCCUCACUACAGAGCUGCCGUUGGACAAGCAAGCACAACUGCUCAUCCUUACCAGCAUUACUGCUGAGCUUGCCGCUGACCAAUUGACUACAAUGAAGGAGGGAAUUGUAUGGGAUACAGCUGCGAAUGGUGCAUCCAGCGCUGAGCAUCUCAUCUCAUCUUCAAGGGCUAUGCUCAAUUCUCUGACGGAUGAGGCGUCAGAAUGGCGAAGUGACUCAUCGUCCGCGUCCUUACCUGACCAAUUGGUGCAUGAGGUAUUCAACAGACUGCUUGAAACUUCCAAGCAGCCCACUGUAUUUGGGCUGUAUAGCUCCAAGGUUUUGACAAACUUGCUUGAAAGCCUUGCAGAGAAACAUGGCUUCCCUACGAGUGCCGAAGACUGGCUCGUCAAGCUGGAUGUCCUCAAGUCCACGCCGACUACCAUUCUUCCUGCAGUAUCGCUAUUGAGAGGUCUCGGGCCCACUCUGGCUCCUACAAGGGCAAUAAGCAAUCUUUGCAAUCGUCUCGUCAGCGACGCUGCUGGCGCGACACUCAAUGUGGACAAGUCCUUGUCCACGCUGGUUCUUUUGAACGCGUGUAUGCAGAUUUACGACGUGGGUGAUUUACCAGUCGCCAAUAACCGUCUCGUGUUUGCGGUCAGGCAGAUAACUUCUUGGUUGGAACAGCCAUCAGAAGUGGAGUCUAGAUUUGCUGCAGAGAUUUGUAAAAGUUUACAGUAUCUCUUGCCUUGUAUCAAAGACGUAUAUGGAUCGUAUUGGGAGCGUGCGAUUGGAUUCUGCAUCUACAUUUGGACGAGAAACACUUCUUCUGAAGAGCUCAGUAGUUGGCUGCCAUCGAUCCAUGCCUCCAUUCGGCUACUCAAGACGCUCGAAGCCAUUGAAGAACCCAACGAUGAUCUUACCGAGGCCUUGGAAUCGACCAUGAAGGAGCGAUCCUUGGCGUUUAUUGAGUUGCUUAGGCUGCCACACACGAAGGAAACGCAGCCCUUGGAUAUGGUGGACUCCAUCGUCUGCCGACAGGUGGAGAAGCUGCCUCUGGAGUAUAUUCAAGAUCCUGCCGACCUGUAUGAUCUUGUGGCUUCCGACUCCCGCGCCAUACAAACCGCAGCUUUCACGGUACUGCAUAAAGCUCUCCCUGCGGCACAGGAGCAAUUGUCAAUUGACGUGCUUCUUGAAAAGAAAGCAGCGCAGCUUCCCGAUGAGCUUCUUUCUCUUCUCCUCGAAGCACCAACCCUCGAGGCGUAUUCGGACGAAGAAUUAUCGCGAUUUCCAAACCCUAUUAGAUCGUAUUUGCUCACAUGGCAUCUCGUCUUUGAUGCUUUCAAUGCGGCAUCCUUCAAAGUCCGUGGGGACUAUGCCGAUAAUCUAAAAACGAAUAAUUAUAUUGGCCCCCUGAUGAAUUUCACAUUCGACAUCCUUGGUCAUUCGGCAGCGCAUGGGCUGAAUCUAGAGAAAGCCGGCUUUACGGACGAUGAUAUACGAAACUACGAUAUCAAACUUGCCGAAGCCGAAACGGACGAGAGGAACAUGCAGUGGCUCCUCGUGCAUCUCUAUUACUUGGUACUCAAGUUUGUACCUGGCCUUUUCAAGACGUGGCACGUUGACUGUCGCUCCAAACAGACCAAGAUUGCUGUUGAGGACUGGAUGGUAAAGUACUUUUCGCCAAUCAUUGUGACUGAGGCUCUCGACGAUGUUGCCAAGUGGGCAGAAACGCAAGAGGCACCGGAAGAGGACGAGAAGGAGUUGGUCGUCAAGAUUAGCAGGGCGGCCAAGGAAGUGACUGCAGGCUACGAGGUCGACGAAUCUCAGGCCACCAUUGCAAUCAAGAUACCGCAUGCUUACCCGCUCGAGCCCGUUUUGGUGGUCGGAGUGAACCGUGUUGCCGUGAGCGAGAAGAAGUGGCAAGGUUGGAUUCUCUCGACGAAGGGUGUCAUUACUUUCUCGGGCGGAAGUCUCAUUGACGGUCUGACGGCCUUUAAGCGCAACAUUACCGGUGCUCUCAAGGGCCAAACAGAGUGUGCCAUUUGCUACAGCAUUAUCAGCAGCGACAAGACGAUGCCGGACAAGCGAUGCGGCACUUGCAAGAAUCUCUUCCAUCGGUCUUGUUUGUACAAGUGGUUCCAGAGCAGCAACCAGAAUACUUGUCCGUUGUGCCGAAAUCCGAUUGAUUAUCUGGGCGCGGAUACAAAAUCCAGGAGGCGAGGAUAA
This is a messenger RNA of Pestalotiopsis fici W106-1, 4911 nucleotides long. RefSeq lists its product as uncharacterized. The coding region runs from base 1 to 4911 and encodes 1636 amino acids. The transcript has 3 exons. Gene Ontology annotation, molecular function: zinc ion binding; ribosomal large subunit binding; ubiquitin protein ligase activity. Gene Ontology annotation, biological process: rescue of stalled cytosolic ribosome; ribosome-associated ubiquitin-dependent protein catabolic process. The record is from RefSeq and is a predicted model, not a curated record. Lineage: Eukaryota; Fungi; Ascomycota; Sordariomycetes; Amphisphaeriales; Sporocadaceae. Gene Ontology annotation, cellular component: cytosol; RQC complex.